AUGAAAGUGGGCCGUGUGGCCAUCAUCACCCGUGGCCGUUACGCCGGUAAGAAGGUCGUCAUUGUCCAGCCUAGCGACACUGGCUCCAAGGCGCACCCCUUCGCCUAUGCCGUCGUUGCCGGUAUCGAGCGUUACCCCCUGAAGGUCACCCGCCGCAUGGGUAAGAAGACCGUCGAGAAGCGCAGCCGCAUCAAGCCCUUCAUCAAGGUUGUCAACUACAACCACUUGAUGCCCACCCGUUACACCCUCGAGCUCGAGGGUCUCAAGGGCUCCGUCACCAACGACACCUUCAAGGAGGUCUCCCAGCGUGAGGACGCCAAGAAGACCGUCAAGAAGGCCCUUGAGGACCGCUACACCAGCGGCAAGAACCGUUGGUUCUUCACUCCUCUUCGUUUCUAA
Molecule: messenger RNA, 399 nt
Organism: Aspergillus bombycis
Lineage: Eukaryota; Fungi; Ascomycota; Eurotiomycetes; Eurotiales; Aspergillaceae
Product: 60S ribosomal protein eL27
Exons: 3
Coding region: 1-399 (132 amino acids)
Biological process (GO): translation
Cellular component (GO): cytosolic large ribosomal subunit; ribosome
Molecular function (GO): structural constituent of ribosome
Source: RefSeq, a predicted model, not a curated record